This is a messenger RNA of Hydra vulgaris (swiftwater hydra), 948 nucleotides long. RefSeq lists its product as uncharacterized. NCBI's taxonomy places the organism in Eukaryota, Metazoa, Cnidaria, Hydrozoa, Anthoathecata, Hydridae. Gene Ontology annotation, molecular function: protein dimerization activity. The record is from RefSeq and is a predicted model, not a curated record.
AUGGAAUCUAUUGUUGAAUGUUUUUAUGAAAUAAGUCAGUCCGAUUUAUUUGAUAAGAAAACAAAUGAUCAAGCUUUAGCAAUACUUAAAAAAAUCGUGAAUCCAGACUUUAUCAUUAUGCUUAUGCUUAUCAAAGGAGUCAUUGCAAAAACAAAGAUUCUUACUGAUGAGUUGCAGAAAGUUGAGUUGAACAUUUUAGAUGCUAAAAUGAUUGUAUUGUCUACAAUGCAAUCUCUUGAACGAAAUAGAAAAGAAGAAUUUGAAGUACAUUGUGAAAUUGAUGCAGCAAUUAAAAUAUGUAGCAAGUAUGAAAUCGAUGCGUUAAAAAUAUACGAAGAUCGUCAUAGACGAAGAGUAACUCCAAAACGCUAUGAUGACAAUCCUGAUACGCUAUGUUCUAGAAAUAUCUAUCAAUACUACACCCAACAACUUAAUUGCGUGUUAGACUGUCUUAUUUACGAAAUGAAUGAAAAUUUACUGGCUUCAUGGUUGAGCAUUAAACCAUUUUCUCUUCUUCAGCAGUCAACAAAAACCUUUACAAUAAAAGAUGUCGAAAAACUGUGCCUAUUAAUGCCAAAUAAUGAAGUAAAUACAGAUGCUCAUUUAUUUCAUGCAGAGUUAGAAAUUUUUAUGAACACAUUUACUAAAUCUGAUGCUCCAACAAACAAUGAAAAAUUAAAACUGUCGUGGCAAAGACAAAACAUAUUCCCAGGAGUUUUCGAAGCUUUCAAGCUAAUGGCUUCAGCACCAGUGUCCGUUGCAAGCGAUGAAAGAACAUUUAGCAAAUUAAAAAUUGUUAAAAAUAUUUUGCGUUCUACUAUGUCAGAUGCAAGAUUGGCGUCAUUAAUUUUGUUGGCGUCAGAAAAAGAUUUAGUGGACAAUAUAGAUCUUGACGUGUUGGUAAAAAAAUGGUCUAUAACAACACAAAGACGUAUUCAAAUUGAAUAA